Messenger RNA from Coccomyxa subellipsoidea C-169, 1161 nucleotides. RefSeq lists its product as hypothetical. Gene Ontology annotation, molecular function: phosphatidylinositol binding. NCBI's taxonomy places the organism in Eukaryota, Viridiplantae, Chlorophyta, Trebouxiophyceae, Coccomyxaceae. The record is from RefSeq and is a predicted model, not a curated record. Bases 1 to 549 code for a protein of 182 amino acids. The transcript has 4 exons.
AUGUCGCAUGUGCUGUCGGAGAAUGUGGUACCGAGGGAUGCCUUCCAAGGGGCCAAGGGAGUUGUUUUCCUGCAAGCAGCAUAUGCAGCUGCAGGCGUGACUGCCUUCCGCGGCCAGGGCUUCAUAGUUGCAGCUGUGAAUCGGCAGUGGAGCGCCCCUUCAUUCCUCAGUCUUUCAUCACUUGGCGUGGGCCUCAGCCUUGGCGGUGAGAUGGUGGACACUAUCGCUAUCCUGUACAGAGACGAGGAUGUAGACAAGUACAAGAAGGGGGACUUCAGAAUCACCUCCUACCGCAGUGGCAGCCCAGUGUGCACCCUCAGCGCCAUGGGAUGUGCAGACAUGCAACCUGCUGUCUACGUGGCAAAGAGUGGGAAGCUGCUAGACUACUCCAUCAAUGGUGGCACGAUAACUCAUGCAAAAGCCGCAAAUGCAAAGGCUUAUGGUGGCCUUGUAUCCCCCGACGACAUCCUGAGCGGCAGGGUUGAUCCGCCUGCCAGCUUGGAUCCGGUGUACAAGCAGCUCACUGCAUUGUCGGGUCCUCUUGCGUGAAAAGGCGCAGCUGUCACUUCUUCACUUGAUUAACCAUGAACGGCUUCAACUUUGAGCUGCAUUGUCGUCUUGCGCUUACUGCUUGUGAAUGGAUGGGUGCUCAGGUGUCUGUCAUGGUGUUGUCAGGAGUAACUAGGCUCAAUUAUCGUUGCAAUGUUGCACAAGCAUAGAGUUCAGUUAAUGGUUUCAGAUUCCAGUCUAUCACUCAUGUUCAGGUCAAGUGUGUUGCUGGCGUUUGACCAGAUUUAGAAUGUGUCAGGUUCUGUUGCGUAGUACCCCUUAAAAUUAGCACAGACGUUGAUAUGCAACACGUGCAGAAUACCAUGAACCGCACUCUUUGUUGGAAGCAAGCGUUCCUGCCAAGGGUAUUCAUUUCAGCCAUGCAAGUGAAGCAUGCAACUGAAGCAUGCAGAGGACUCCGGGAGUUUGCUGUCUCGGAUGCCUAUUCUGAAGCAUCCUAGCUAUUAAAAACCAUCUUGAAGGCUUCCCAAAACUUUCCAAGCAAGACUGUAGACUCUGGGUUCUAGGCUCUUGGAACACUGAUUGAGAGACUUAAGUUGGAUACAGAUACAACAAAUUUCCAACCACGCUUUCUGAAGUAAAUUUUCCAGG